Molecule: messenger RNA, 985 nt
Organism: Rana temporaria (common frog)
Lineage: Eukaryota; Metazoa; Chordata; Amphibia; Anura; Ranidae
Gene: MED11
Product: mediator complex subunit 11
Exons: 4
Coding region: 145-501 (118 amino acids)
Biological process (GO): regulation of transcription by RNA polymerase II
Cellular component (GO): mediator complex
Molecular function (GO): transcription coregulator activity
Source: RefSeq, a predicted model, not a curated record
AAUACAACGUUAUUGUUAUUCAUAUCUAAGAGGAAACGGAAGUGUCAGCCGGAAGUGCCGGUGUAGUGUUAGCGGCUGCUAUUGAGAAGGAUUGGUUAUUUCUGCCUGUGCAUUGAGAGGCUCAGCUGAAGGUUUCUUGUAUUCAUGGCCACGUAUAGCUUGGCUAAUGAGAGGCUCCGUGUCUUGGAGGAAAUUGAGAAGGAGAUUGCUGCUGUCUUGCUUAACGCAGGAAAUGUAAUUUUGGAACUUUCCAAAGAAAAACCAAAUGAGCGUCUUCUAGACAGACAGGCCACUCAGUUCACGGCUUCAAUGCAGAAGGUGGAAUCUGAGCUUUCAGGACAGAUCCGUUAUCUUACACAGGUAGCCACAGGGCAGCCACACGAAGGCUCCAGUUACAGUGCACGCAAAGAUGGCACAAUGGCUCUUAACAGAAUCGAUUAUGCUCGGGUGAAGCUGGCAGAACUGUGCCGAACAUGUGAACAGAUGCUAGAACAACCUUAACCUGACUGUUGAAAUGUAUUUUUAAUAAAUGGACUUUUCAUAAUGUAUUCUUGAUCAGAGAUACCUGGAAAGUGUCAGAAGUUUGCCUUCGGAGGAGAAUAUCUGCAAAUCUUUACUCUCAAGAAUAGACUUUCGUUUGUUUGUUUUUUUACAAAUGCAUCAUUGUAGAGAUUUUUUUUUUUCCUCUUCAAAUACACAGGGGGUAUGGAUUAGUACAGAAUAUAUACCAAAUCGGGUUUUCAAUCUUUCACUCACAUUCAUUUAGUUGCUGAUCUGUAAACUCCAGGCCAGUCUGUUGCAGUGCGUUUAAUGUAUGUAUAAUAUAUUGCGUGUUAAUGUGCAAUGCGGUAAUGCAUCCCAUUCAAAUUUCAUUGGACUGCCAAUGCACCACAAAAGUAGGAUCUGCAACCUGCAGCACACCAUGUGGUAUAUCACACCACACAUGCUCAAGUGCAUUUGGGAUCUAUUCAAAAUAAACAGCACU